Molecule: messenger RNA, 1147 nt
Organism: Chrysoperla carnea
Lineage: Eukaryota; Metazoa; Arthropoda; Insecta; Neuroptera; Chrysopidae
Gene: NANS
Product: sialic acid synthase
Exons: 5
Coding region: 92-1147 (351 amino acids)
Biological process (GO): carbohydrate biosynthetic process
Molecular function (GO): N-acylneuraminate-9-phosphate synthase activity
Source: RefSeq, a predicted model, not a curated record
UUAAGUAAUAAAAACAGACUGAGAAGAAAAUUAUAGUGCCAUUAAUUAAUAGUUUUCAUUGUUUGUAUUAAUAAGGAUAUCAGCUAUAAUAAUGUCAAGUUUUCAAAUUGAACCGAAUUCAUAUAUUGACAAUAAUAGUCAAACAUAUUUUAUUGCUGAAAUUGGACAAAAUCAUCAAGGAAAUGUUGAACUUGCAAAAAAAUUAAUUUUAGCUGCUAAGAAAAGUGGUGCAAAUUGUGUGAAAUUUCAAAAAAGUGAUUUAAAUAUGAAAUUUACUCAAAAAGCGUUAGAGCGUCCUUAUAAAAAUAAGAAUUCUUGGGGUAAUACAUAUGGCGAACAUAAACAACAUUUAGAAUUUACAAUUGAUGAGUAUUUGGAAUUGAUCGAGUAUGCAAAAUCACUUAAUAUUCCAUUAACUGCAUCUGCAAUGGACAUUAAUUCUGUAGAUAUAUUAUGUGAUCAAUUAAAUGUACCUUUUUUGAAAAUUGGAUCAGGAGAUGCAAAUAAUUUUCCAUUAAUUGAGCAUGCAGCGAAAAAAAAUGUUCCAUUAGUUAUAUCUACAGGUAUGCAAAAUAUAGAAACUGUACAAAAAAUUUACGAAAUUGUCACAAACUAUCAUAAAAAUUUCGUAUUAAUGCAUUGUGUCUCAGCAUAUCCAUUACCAGCUGAAGAUAUUAAUCUAAAAGUUAUUCAAUUAUAUCAAAAAAUGUUCCCUGAUAUAUUAAUCGGUUACUCAGGACACGAAUUGAACAGUGAUUGUACGAUUGCAGCAGUGACUUUAGGUGCUAAGAUUAUUGAACGACAUUUUACUUUAAAUCAUUUUCAAAAUGGAUCGGAUCAUCAGUGUUCGCUAACGCCAACAACAUUUUCAAAAAUGGUAUCACGUGUUAGGAAUUUAGAAACUAUGUUAGGUAUUUCAAAGAAAUCCUUUCAAAUAUCUGAAUUAUCAUGCGCACAUAAACUUGGUAAAAGUAUUGUUAUGAAAAGAUCUCAAUCACAGGGUCAUAUAUUAAAUGAAGAUGAUUUAGUGAUUAAAGUAUCAGAACCUCUAGGUAUUAAUGGUUGUGAAUUAUAUAAUAUAAUUGGUAAACAAUUAAAAAUUGAUUUAAAUGCAGAUUCUGUUGUAUUAUUGGAGUAUUUAAAAUGA